GUAAACCUACAGCACCGAACCGAGUUCUCUUGUGUCAUUGUUAAUCUCAUGUUUCAUAUGUUUUCGUUUUUCGCACAAUUUAGGCUUGUUGAGCUUAGUGAUUGAGGACAAAGACGUAUCUAGGGUUAUAUGAAAUAUUAUAAAUCUUAGCCAUUAUUCUAAUCUUAAUUGAGUAAUUUUAGUUUGUGCUCCGAUUUUUUCAACAAUUGGGAACAGGAAAAGUUGACGUAAGCUAAUAAACGUCAGAUGUCUUUUGUUAAUUGUUUUCUUUGAUCCAUCUACUCUUUUGCCAUUUUUUGGAAUACAUGCAAUGACAUAUUUUGGUUUUAAACUGAGAAACUAAUAGGAUGACUUGAUGCACAUUUGUGAGCUUAUGUUGAAAUAAGUCAAGAAAAUGGGUAACUGUCUAAAAGGCUCCUCAGCAGACGACAUAUCGCUCUUGAGGGGAGAUAAUCCUGUUGAUUCAACCUCCACAGACCAGCUUGGACCUCCUCCACCAUACAGGGAAACACUCCCAGUGUAUUACCCUUCCCCGAACAUAAGUCGUCCAGUGACUCAGUUGACUGAAGAGGAACAAGUAAAGAUUGCCAAAAGACUCGGACUCAUUCAACACUUGCCUACUGGAACUUAUGAUGGCUGUAAAAAAAUCAGAGAAUGCGUGAUCUGCAUGGUGGAGCUGGUAGUAGGAGAUUGUGUGCGUUAUCUACCAUGCAUGCACACAUACCACGUCAAGUGCAUCGAUGAUUGGCUCAUGCGGAGUUUCACUUGCCCGUCGUGCAUGGAGCCCGUCGACGCUGCCCUUCUCACCACAUACGAGACCAACUAACUGCACUAGUCACUGAUAAAACAAGCUGUGAUUAUAGAAAUAAGAUAAAUUUAUUGUAAACACGUAAAUACGUUACGCUACGAUGUAGUGGUUUUCAUUUAACCGUUCUGGUGUCGGAAUAAGUAACUAAUGUAUUUUUUAUUUGUGUGAACAAACAUGUAAUAAUGUAAAUAUGAUUAGGAAUGUAAAGUUUAUAAUAUUGGUUCUCGUUAUGUCGGCGUUUGACCAGUAGUUAACGCUAUGGCUCCUUUUGGAAGGCAAAUCUAAAGUGUAAAAUGAUGUCACAGUUUUUAAAAAACUCAACUUUAUUUUAUUUUAAUCCUCUAAUGAGUGAGAUGUACUUUUAUUUUAUAACAAAACAUAUUAUUUUUGCAGUGUUAUUAGAAAGAAGUUAAUUUUUAGUGAGACUAUUUUAAUAUAUCGCCUUUAAAAGGUUAUCAGUUUAUUUGAUCAGUUUUAUAUCUUCUUUGAACUAUGCAGUUUGUUAUUGUUUUAUCCCUAGAAAUACACCUAUUAUACAUGCACUUACGAGGUUCAUCUAGAUUUUGUUCCCUAGGGCUAUAAAGGCUCAUCACAGAACCCUCACUAUAAUUUAGUUUUUCUGUUUUUACCUUGAUGAAAUCAUUAAAAACAAAUGAAAAUUGUUAUGCUUUUUUGUGACUAUUUUAACUAAGGAAAAAAUAAAUUUAAGGCCAUUAAUAAAAUAUAUAUAAUAGUUUGUAAUUUGUUAUAUAAGUUCAGUAAGUCUUUCAUAAUAUUGCCCCCAUUAGAAAUGAUUAUAUUAUCUUGGUUAUCAUCUACCUUGUAGAUAAUUAAAUAAGCCAUCGUGUAUACCUUGAUUAUCAGGGUUUAAGCCAUCGCUAUUGUCAAAACCAGUUGGCCACCUUAAUUCAGCCAGAGAAGCCAUACAUGGUCAUUAUCAAUGUGAUUCCGUCAGCUGGUUAGGUAGAGGUUUUGCAGCAUUGCAAAUGAGCUGCUGACAAUAUCCUGAUUAAAAAAUUUAUAUUUACCAAUUUUGUAUGUAUUAAAUUGACCUACAGUGUUUACAAAUUAACUUUUAACAUGCUGUUAGGAUAGUAAAAAUAAUACAAACUUUCAUUGUAUAGUGUUUUUUUUUCUUAAAUCCAUAAUAAAAUUUUGGAAGGUAGGCUUCCCACAGUCAAGUGGACGGUCAAUUUUUGGUCAUUGAACUGUCAAUACACAUGAAUUUCUGCAACACAGCAUUUUGCUGAUUCAAUGAUUAAUUUACUACACUAAUAACACAUCUUGAAAAUGAAAUGUAAUUGGUUUUGUUAUGUUAGUCACUUAAACUAAAUGGAAUACAUAUAAACAAUAUCUUUUACAUUGAUCAGCUAAAUUCACUUGGAAUAAAUGUAUUAUGGUUUAUUACAAAUAAAAUUGGUGGCAAUCCUUCAGUCAGAAUUUUGUGAGCAAAAGAGCUAGUUCAAUGCUAUUAAGACAGUAAUUAUUCUAGUUAUUAUUAUAGGGGAAACAUCUAGGGUCUGUCAUAAUCAAUGCAAUGAUGGUUACACUCUGUAGAUGUCCUUUUGAGAUUCAAGGCUCGUUUUCCAAUGUUACGAAUUCGGUCGCUGAAUAUGGCUGUUUUUUUUCAUUACAAACUCAAUACACAAGAAUCCCGCAACAGGUGACUGCUUCAAAACCCUCAGACAAGACGCGUUCCUCGACUAUUUUUGACAGUUUGUAAUGCAAAAGUGAAUUGUUCCGGUUCCCAGUUCAGUCAGUUGUAACAGUGACUUUGUGUUUAAUAUUUCAAUCAGUUUAAUAAUAUCAGUUCAGUUAAUUUAUGUUCUGAAGUAUAACAUUCAGUAAGUUAAAUCUCAAACUUAGACCAUCUUAAACUAAUGUUCUUGUCAUCAUGUUAUUUUCUCUUCGUCUGAGGAUGAAAAAUUAAUGAAAAACACAGUCACUAGAAAACUCGCAUGACAUUCACAAUCCCGCAGCCGUAUUCAGCAGCUAUGAAAACCCUCCUUCAGCUGUAGUAUUUGCAAUACGUUGCUCUAGUGAAGAAGAUGUUCACUCACAAUAGUUAUAUUGCCAGUUUUGAGCAGUCUGUGACAACAUAUAGACAGAAAAAAUGGUUUAUCACAGAAAAUAAAGCAAUUAUCUCUCCAUUUUAACUCACCCAAUGCUUAUCAUUUCCACAAAAUCGUUAGUUUAAAAAACAAUUUCUUAGCAGGCAGAACCCUUGAAUUUAUCACAGGUUGUUGAUACUCCUUCAUAUUUUCCUGAUAUAAUAAUUAUAAUAGACUUGGAUCAUUAACUAACAUGUUCCCCCAUGAAAAUGUUUUCUACUUGUAGUCCUAUAAUUAAUGGGAAGUUCAGACUAGGCAUAUAUACUACACUGUAGUAACAUCUUGCUAGUUGCUACUGGAUGAAACAGUAGUUAACAUUUGAUGAGUUUUUAGUUAACUGUCUGUUUUGUUUUUCUUAUCUUUACUACAGUUUGCUGUGGUAUUUUCCUCUACAAUUUCACUAAGUUGGAAGUAGACUCUGUUCUUUAGUUUAAAAUAUUUAAAUGCCUUGCUAAUUAACGGAACCUACCAUAAUUAAAUUUCAUAAAACAAAACUUAAGCUUUAAAAACAUACUUAGGACUUUGAUAUGGACUAACUGGAACUCGUUAUAGACUAAAGGAUCGUAAGAAUAUAGCCAUUAACAACAUGAACUAUUUUUGACUGGUUUGUUACUAUACGCCCCAGUUUAUUUCAGUAUAGUAGGAAUGACUCCGAUCAAACAACCAGAUUUCCAUAAUCACCACUGGUUGGUCACUUCAUCAUAAGCUGAAAUUAUCAAAACCCAAACCAAGCCAUCCAUAUAUACUUUCAUAAAUGCAAUUUCAAUUUAUUUAUUUUUUUAUGUAUCAAAUCAAAUGUAUGAACUAGCAUAUAUUUUUUCCAAAAUACCAAACCUGAUUUUGUAACUAAUUUUUAUCUCAAUUUACAACUAUAAUGUACUGUACUAAAAUUUAAUUUAUAAAGAGUGUAUUAUUAGUUACUAACAAGAAAGCAAAAGCGUUAGUUAUAGAGAAGUGAUAACCAUGACCAGAAUCACCAAGUUUUCUGUAAGAGACAUCACAGAGAAGUAAGGCACAGAGGAUUGCAAGCUUAUGGGACAACCGAGCGCUUUCAGCUCUGGUAUGUUGGAGUGGAAAAAGACUUGACGAGCAAGGAAGAAAGAGAGUCCAACGGCGAGCACUAUGUGGAAAUUCCUAUCGGCAGGUACAGGUCUUCCUCUACCGAGAGCGUUGUAAUACAUGGAUACAACACAUUACAUAUUACAUGGAGAUUAGUUUUAUAGUAGGGUGUCAUUGAUGAUAAAUGCUGGUGUCAUUGCCAUGGACACCAGCACUAGCGCUAUACACCACUUAAGUGUACCAUUGAAUAUUUCCUCUGUAUCUUACUUCUCUGUGGAGGCAUUUAAAAUGUUACAACUUUAUUUUUUUUUUCAUUCUAAGCUAUCAAAUAGCAGAGCUCUAAAGCUACAAAAAAUAUUGUGCCAAAAGCAAUGAACAAGCUACAUAGUGGAGAGUAUUAGAUUGGUUAUGGUGCCCUCCUUAGAACACAGGAACUUUCAUACCCUACCCAUGUGCUCUCAUUCUCUAUCAUUACAAUUGUUUACCUUUCAAAAGUCAAACAACCAAAAUGUUUCUUUUUAAAAUAUCAAUGAAAAGUUUCAUGGAGUUUUACUACAAGUUAUAAUUACAGUCAAAAUUAUUAAUUCAAAUUUCAUACUUAGAGAUUUGGUCUUCCAAAGCUGACAGUUUAAGUUUCCGUUGUAGUGAUUUCCUGUAGAUAAUGUAGGUCAUACUCACACAUAAAUCAUUUUAAAGCAAUAUUCCAUUCAGUGCUGGCCACUAUUAAAUGUGUCAUAAACAACACGAAGCAGCAAGCCUGCUCUAUAGUUAUGUCAUUUUAUGAAUGGAAAAUCUUUGCAAAAUACAAAAAAAGACUCGAGUGUUGUAUUUAUCAUAGGAACACUCUAUCGACUUCCGUGAUUUUUGUACUGUUGAAUUCUAUGGCAGUAUUUGAAUGCUGUAGACAUAUUUUGGUAGAAAAAAAAUCGCUUCAUAGUGGUGGGAUUCAUUGUAUUUUUUAUACGUUUUAGAUUUCAAGCAGGACUAGAAAUAUGUUACACUGUACAAAAUUAUGUACGAAAAUAUAACCUUAUUAAUCCAUGAAAA
Macrosteles quadrilineatus (aster leafhopper) is the source of this 5025-nucleotide messenger RNA. It is a transcript of the gene Rnf11, whose product is annotated as RING finger protein 11. The record is from RefSeq and is a predicted model, not a curated record. Lineage: Eukaryota; Metazoa; Arthropoda; Insecta; Hemiptera; Cicadellidae. The transcript has 3 exons. The coding region runs from base 395 to 826 and encodes 143 amino acids.